AUGUGCAUUCCGUUUCCCGUCCCAGCUGUCAACUCGAACUCUUGUAUCUGCUCUUGGUUCCUCGAAUUCCCUCUGUACCAGCUCUCUCUGCCAUUCUCUCCCAACCACCUAUCGCGUUUUCUCCCAACACCCAGCCAUCGCCUCUACCUUUUACCCCCAGUCGCCCCUCCCUCCUACCCCCCCGUCGCCAUUCCCCCCCAUCCCGCCGUCAUUCCCCCCCAUCCCGCCGUCACCUCUCCCUCCCAUCCCGCCACCUCUCACCCCGCCGUCGCCUCUCACUCCCACCCCCCUGUCGCCUCUCCCUCACACCCCGCCAUCGCCCACUCCCUCCCACCCCACCGUCGCGACUCCCUCCCAUCCUGCCGCCGCCUCUUCUCCCAUACCGCCGUCGCCUCUCCCUCCAUCCCGCCAUCGCCCCGCCUCCAUCCCGCCGUCGCCUCCCCUCCAUCCCGCCGUCGCCUCUCCCUCCUCCCCCGCCGUCGCCUCUCCCUCCUCCCCCGCCGUCGCCUCUCCCUCCCCCCCGCCGUCGCCUCUCCCUCCUCCCCGCCGUCGCCUCUCCCUCCUCCCCGCCGUCGCCUCUCCCUCCUCCCCGCCGUCGCCUCCGGCGACAGUUUUGUGUGUCAAUUGGUCUCCUCUUGCAUUGCACUUUCAUUUGACGAAGGGGAGAGACGGAGCGCGAGGGAGAGCGUGUGCACGGGAGCGAACGCGCAGGAGAGAGCGCAGGAGAGAGCGCGCGAGAGAACGUGUGAGAGGGCGCGUGAGAGAGCGGAGGAGAGAGCGCGUGAGGGAGCGCGCGAGAGAACGCGUGAGAGAGCGCGUGAGAGAGCGCGUGAGGGUGCGCGUGAGGGUGCGCAUGAGAGAGCGCGUGAGAGAGCGCGUGAGGUUGCGUAUGAGAGAGCGCGUGAGAGAGAGCGUGAGAGAGCGUGA
This is a messenger RNA of Closterium sp. Naga37s-1, 927 nucleotides long. The record is from the annotation of a GenBank genome assembly. Lineage: Eukaryota; Viridiplantae; Streptophyta; Zygnematophyceae; Desmidiales; Closteriaceae.